UUUGUGAAAUCAAUGAUGGUUUCUUUUCUAUUCGCUGCUACAAUAUUGUGUCAAUUUCUAGUCUCACCCUCUGCUGGUGUAUUUACUAUUGUACCAGUGACACAAUAUGUAUAUGUCAAUGAUACCGUGACAUUUGAAUGUGCUGGAUUCAUUGGGACUGGGUUUACUCUUUCAUUCUUUUAUGGAACUAAUGUAAUGGAAAAUGAAACUGAUUUACCUAAUGGAGGAAAGAGGACAACAUUUACUGCUACUAGUGAAGUGAAUGGUACUGACAUUUUUUGCUUGCCUCGUAUGGGAAUCAUGAUAAAUACUUCUGAAGCAGCUUACAUUUAUAUUCAAGGUAUUACGAUCUUUGAUUUAUUUUAG
Messenger RNA from Amphimedon queenslandica, 366 nucleotides. RefSeq lists its product as uncharacterized. Lineage: Eukaryota; Metazoa; Porifera; Demospongiae; Haplosclerida; Niphatidae. The record is from RefSeq and is a predicted model, not a curated record. Bases 13 to 366 code for a protein of 117 amino acids. The transcript has 2 exons.